CGUGUUGCAGCUGUGUUACUGUGGUUCAUGAUUCUUUGCCUUUUUGGUUUCUGUACAAGAUCCAAGACAGAGACUGAUAGCAGUUCAAACAUGCAUUUUCUGACUCUUGCUAUGGACAAAUUUCUGAGUAAUAUGGAAAGAGAAAAGCCAAUCAGGUUUACUAGUGAGCAGCUCAGGAUUGCAACUGAUAACUACUCAUCAUUAUUGGGAUCAGGAGGUUUUGGAGAAGUUUAUAAAGGAAAUUUGAGUGAUGGAAUCAAUGUGGCUGUGAAGGUUCUACGUGGUAACUCAGAUAAGAGAAUUGAGGAACAAUUUAUGGCAGAAGUGGGUACAAUUGGAAAAGUUCAUCAUUUCAAUCUAGUUCAGUUGAUUGGAUUUUGCUUCGAAAGAGAUCUAAGAGCACUGGUUUAUGAGUACAUGGAGAAUGGCUCUCUUGACAGGUAUUUGUUCCAUGAAAAGAAGACCUUAGGAUAUGAAAAGCUUUAUGAGAUUGCAGUUGGGAUAGCCAGAGGCAUCGCAUACUUGCACGAAGAUUGCAAACAAAGAAUAAUCCAUUAUGACAUCAAACCAGGAAAUAUUCUAUUGGACCGCAAUUUCAAUCCUAAAGUUGCUGAUUUUGGAUUAGCCAAGCUUUGCAACAGAGACAAUACUCAUAUUACUAUGACAGGAGGUAGGGGCACUCCUGGUUAUGCUGCACCUGAGCUUUGGAUGCCAUUUCCUGUGACUCACAAGUGUGAUGUUUACAGCUACGGAAUGCUGUUAUUUGAAAUCGUAGGUAGGAGAAGAAACGUUGACACUAACCUUCCAGAAAGCCAAGAGUGGUUUCCAGUAUGGGUUUGGAAAAGAUUUGAUGCUGGAGAAUUGGUAGAGUUAAGAAUGGCUUGUGGAAUAGAGGAGAGACAUCAUAAAAUGGCUGAAAGAAUGGUUAAGGUAGCUUUGCUAUGUGUUCAGUAUAGACCAGAUUCAAGACCAAUAAUGAGUGAUGUAGUGAAAAUGUUGGAAGGUUCGGUGGAAAUUUCUAAACCCAUGAACCCAUUUCAGCAUAUGAUGGAUGGGACUAUCCCUGGUCAUUCAGCCCAAGCAUCACAAACUGAUGCUAAUACAAGUGUUAAUUCUGGCUCUUCUGCUACGGUAACCCAACCAGGCAUUGUAUAUGAUAAUCCUAUGAUGAGGAAUGAUGACAUUGAAUGGACCUCUACCAUUGCUGAUGAAUGAGACAGGCAAUGUGAUGAAAAUUUUCCAUUUCUUUUACAAAAAGUUUGUAAUGUUUCUUUUCUACUAUUAUAUUUAUUUAAUUGUCCUUUUACUUUUUUUGUGAUAAUAUUUGAUAGAAAUCUGGUCU
Glycine soja is the source of this 1342-nucleotide messenger RNA. RefSeq names its product LEAF RUST 10 DISEASE-RESISTANCE LOCUS RECEPTOR-LIKE PROTEIN KINASE-like 2.2. NCBI's taxonomy places the organism in Eukaryota, Viridiplantae, Streptophyta, Magnoliopsida, Fabales, Fabaceae. The transcript has a single exon. Gene Ontology annotation, molecular function: protein kinase activity; ATP binding. The coding region runs from base 28 to 1215 and encodes 395 amino acids. The record is from RefSeq and is a predicted model, not a curated record. Gene Ontology annotation, biological process: protein phosphorylation.